GUCUCAAAUGUGCUGAAUAAAAAAGAAGGCAGAACGGUUUUCUUUUUCUUUUCAUUUUUAACAAAUAUUCAUUUACCGUUCAAAGCGUCUUUCGUCUUCAUCUACUAUAUUAGAACGUUUUCUUCAAACAAAUGUCUGUACUAUCUGCGAAAGAGUUAAAUCAAUUAUCAGAUGAAACUGGUUUAAGUAAAGCCCUGGUUCAACAAUGGCAUUCAAGAUUCAUCCAGGCCUGUCCUUCAGGCACUCUCACACGUGAGCGCUACAUACAUUUAUAUCGUUCUUUUUACCCACGGAUACGUAUGCACAGAUGAUGUUUAAUUCUUUCAAUGAUAAUCGUGAUAAUUCUCUAAGUUUUCGUGAAUUUCUUCGUGUUGUCAGUGUUAGUCAAGGAACGGAUGAAAAAGCAAAACUUGAACUCGCAUAUAAAGCAUAUAAUCGAAACAAUAGUGACACGCUGAAUCGAAAAGAAUUUCAGCAAGCUGUGCAUGCUAUUCUUGAUUUGAUUGAAACUCGCGAGAAUAAUGGUGAAGAAAAUGUACACAAACGUGAUGAUACAUUACAAUGGGCUAUGAAAAAGUUGUCAUUGGAUGAGAAAGACGAUAUAGCCAAAAAAGAAUUUGUUCGACGCUGCACAAAAGACGAAAAAUUAUAUGAAUUUUUAGCCUUUCAUUCCGUUCCGAAACCUAACUGUAGUGAUUCAAACUUGAAUGGUAAAGAAAAGUGGAAAAUCGCGGUAAAAACUGGUAGUGAAGGAAAGAAAAUCAUUCGUGGCGCCGGCACGGAUGCAAAUGUCUAUCUGAAACUGGUUGGGGAACAAGGGAGUACCGAACCUAUUCAGCUACAACAUUCUCAAACACACAAAAAUAUGUUUGAAAAUGGAAAUACUGAUGUGUUCACAAUGUUUUUGCCGGUUGUUGGUAAAGUGAGAGGUGCAACAUUGUGGCAUACAGGUAAUAAGGAUCAAGGAUGGUUCGUAGAUACACUCACCGUUGAAAAUGAAUCGACGAAUACGCAGACACACUUUCCAGUACAACGAUGGCUAGACCUUGAUCAAUUUGAUGGCAAAACAAAAGUUGAUUUAGUACCUAAUCAACCUCCAGGUUAUACACCAAAAUAA
Didymodactylos carnosus is the source of this 1117-nucleotide messenger RNA. The record is from the annotation of a GenBank genome assembly. Lineage: Eukaryota; Metazoa; Rotifera; Eurotatoria; Philodinida; Philodinidae.